Molecule: messenger RNA, 5134 nt
Organism: Pungitius pungitius (ninespine stickleback)
Lineage: Eukaryota; Metazoa; Chordata; Actinopteri; Perciformes; Gasterosteidae
Product: E3 SUMO-protein ligase CBX4-like
Exons: 5
Coding region: 2161-4113 (650 amino acids)
Biological process (GO): protein sumoylation; negative regulation of transcription by RNA polymerase II
Cellular component (GO): PRC1 complex
Molecular function (GO): SUMO binding; SUMO ligase activity
Source: RefSeq, a predicted model, not a curated record
UACACGUCUGGGUUUCUCGGGAAAGCGGUACUUGACGCAAAUGGAAAACGGGCAAAUGGGCCGCGGUCGUUCCUUUCGCCGCCGGUUUGCGCUUAUUGCCUUAUAAGGAGAGACAGUCGUGCCUUUCUGCAAUAGGCCGAGCGCCGCUGCCUGCGGGAUCCCUGCACUUUAACCCUUCCGCUGCUGAAUUUUAUUUGGUCUGAUCGCAUAAAACAAUGCAGCGAGGGCGUCGUAAACAAUUACCCCUCCAAAGCGAUGCAUCGAAACGGUAUCCGUGGCGUGGAUGCGAGUGCAAUGAAUCACUGAACAUCUGGAUUUAGAAGGUUAUGGUAGUAAGAAACUCGAUGUCUAGAUUUUUUUUUUAAAUGGUCCGUCUAUAUCAACAUCUAUUUCACUGUAACAGCGUUACAACGUUAGGCACCGCCAUCUCGAUAAACUCCAGUUCUGGUGCCAGACGGCUUUGUGUCGCUUCCACGCAGGGCCUGAGCUGGUUCCCACCGCGAGUCACUCUGCACGCGCUCCGUGCCACGCGAUAACGGAACCGUCUGGUGCCUGUCCUGUCGGGGCUCCCUAAUCACAAAAUGACCCCGCUGGAGUUAAAGCUCGCGGGUAUGAAAGCCCCGACUGGGGGGCGGGGGGGGGUACUGACCUACAUUGACUAACACGUAACCAGGGGGCAUCUUUUUAGAAGCGCGAGAGAGAGAAACAUCCACCAGAAAAUCGCCGCGAUGUGAAAAUGUCCUCUCUUUGUGUGACCUUGACUCGGGAAGGAUAUGGGGAGUGUGUGUUCGGUGUAAUCGAGGGCUCUGCCACUGACCCAUGGCGCAUAUCACAUAAGAGGCUCAGCGCUUAAUGGGAAUUUGUUUCCCUGCUUCGCCGGGACAGCCCGAUAAUAGGCCUUGAAAUGGCGGCAGUGAUAAAUCCGUCUCGAGCAGGCUCUGGCCUUGACGUUGGGCCUGUGGUGAAUUGAUAUUCUUACCAGUGGACCCAAAUGUGUCGUGUGGCCAACUCGUGAAUGCAUUUAUGACGGCCCUGUGCCUGUUUGGCGCAGGGAUGCGAACCGAGUCGGACAUGUCCUGGCUGAAAAUACAAAAACGAAGGCCUGGAAAAGCAGCAACAUUUGAGCCGGUUUAGCGAUUAAGCGCUCUCCCUUUUCACAGCACCUUCUCGCAGCUAGAUCUCGCUUCACAUCCAGAAAGACAAGAGGCAGGCAUGAUGCGUUCAUGGUGUGAUCUCAGCUCGUGCUUUAGAGAACCAGAUGUCCGUGUUAUUCUUUUUUAGAUGUACUUGUCUUUGUCUGAACGUUAUUGAAUGUGGUAUGUGGCCUGUGAUUGUUAUCUGUGUGGAUUCCUUUGUCAUGGGGAUAAGUCUGGGGUUUCAUUCCAACCAAACCUGAAAGUAGCUGACUUCACAUAAUGGCACGACCAAUCAUUGGAGACAGAGUUCAUUUUGCUGGAGAACAAAAAAAACUUUCUUCGCAUGACAACUUUGGUUUUAGGCAACAACAUAGCAAAGAUUCCAAGGUGUGCACGGGCAUCUGUAUGUAAAUCGAUUCAUUGAUUUAGAAAAAAAAAUCAUUCAUGUUCUAUUUAUGCUGGUACUGAUUAACAGUUAAAAAAAACACGUUAAAAUUACCAAGAAAAUGUGAAUUUAUUUGAAGUUAAAUAAUAUUGUAACGGACUGACAUGGUCUGUAAGUGAGGUUACACAUUUACUGAGUUUAGGAGGUUGGCUCAUGUUGAGGGUACAUUAAGGGGGCUCGUUGUUGGAGUGCAUGUGAUGGGGAAACGGUUGGUUUUUAUGGGCAGGCUAUGGCCCACAAUAGCCUAUUUCCUUGUUUGUAAUAAAAUCCUAAGAACAACGUGUUGUCCAGAACUUCCUUAGCGAGAGUUGCUACACAUAUAUAUUAUAGUUAACUCUUGUAGAUUUCCACGACUUGUUACUGUGGCUUCUAUGGCCCUCACUAGAUGAAACGCGCUGUAUUGGUUGCUUGGAUGAAUCUCUUUUCCUACAUCAUAACCAUUAACUCAACAUACGUUCUAAUGUCAACGAAGUCGUGAUCGUAGUGUUUGUUCCUGACAGUACCUGAAGGCAGCAUGGGAACAUCCCUCCGCCCCUGAUACCGCCCCCUUUCUCUGACGUCACUCCAACGGCUAUUUGCAUGGAGUGUUUUCUAGCUGCAGCUUCAACCCGCCUGCAGAACGAGUCUCCGAGGCGAAAGCGAGGGAAGAGGCGCAUUGGAAAUAGGAGGCGGAGGAGGGGGGGGGCUCUUGUGUUUCAGAUCAGCAGCAGCAGUCGGCGGGUGGGGGGCAGAGGGAGACGUCUUGCAAGCGAGGAUAACGUGUCGAAUAGCAAAAACAGAGGGUUACAACAAAAAACAAAAAAAAACAGCAGAGCAGCUGUACUCUUCGUAUAUCGGAAAAUGGAGCUGCCCGCCGCGGGAGAGCACGUCUUUGCGGUGGAGAGCAUCGAGAAGAAGCGCAUCAGAAAGGGGAGGUUUGAGUACCUGGUCAAGUGGCGAGGAUGGUCUCCAAAAUACAACACGUGGGAACCAGAGGACAACAUCCUGGACCCAAGACUACUUGAUGCUUUUCAAGACAGGGAACGCCAAGAGCAGCUGAUGGGAUAUCGCAAGAGAGGACCCAAGCCCAAGCACCUUCUGGUUCAGGUGCCUUCUUUUGCCCGAAGAUCCAGUCUUCUAGCUGGUCUUCACGAGACGUCCCUGGAUGAGGACGGCCGUCAGAAGACCGGCCCCAUCCAGAUGCUGCGUCCCCAGAGCCAGCAGUACCAAAUGAACGGCAAGAAGCAUCAUCAGUACCAGCCGCUGUGCAGGGAGCGAGAGGCGGAGCAGCAACAGGCCAACGGCAAGAAGUUCUACUAUCAGCUCAACAGCAAGAAGCACCACCACUACCAGCCAGACCUCAAGGACCACGAGGCCAUGUUUGUUAAACCGCGGGAGUUAAAAGCUUCCGAGCUGACUAACAAGGGUUACAACCUUCCCCCGGUGCUGCAGCAAAAGUGGGUCCGGGACAAGGACUCCGGCUGCCUGACCAAGGUCAAGGAUAUCGCCAUGGAGCUGAAGAAGCUCCCAGCGGACCUGAAUGGCCACAAAGAGCCGGACAUGGUGGGAGCCAAAGAGGCCGCUGUGACGCAGUCCAACGGCGCAAGCAACGGCAAGCUGAAGAUCGUGAAGAACAAAAACAAGAACGGGCGGAUUGUUAUCGUCAUGAGCAAGUUCAUGGAAAACGGAAUGAAAGCGCCCAAGACUAAAGAUGGUGAUUCUGAAACCGCCGUAAGGCCGCCGCGAGGAACCGACGGCAGUACGGAGAACCACCUCGAGAAGAUGAAGCUGGUCAGCAAGCUCGGCCUCAUGAACGGAUUAGCAAAAAAUCCCAAAGACAAACCAACAGUAGCCAGUUCUGGAUUUAACGAGCGUUGCCCCGAGGAAAAGGAACCGUCCCCCAAGACGGAGCCAUCUGUGCUGGAACAGGAUAAACGUGUCGGGGUCAGAGGGCACGGGCAGCUUUCGACGGAUCAGCCUUCACGAUUGACGACCGAGCCUAAUCCGCUCGCCCGGCCCCUGGAUCGGGGAGGGCCCUCCCCAUUGGACAAAAGAGAAAGCCCAGGUGGAUUUCAAGGACUGAAGCGGCACCUCUCUGACAGUGAGGUUCGCGGGAGUAGUAAGAAGUUUUUGAGCUCCAAGAGUUUGAGCGUUCUCGGCGAGGCGUCUUCGCCCACCCAAAACCUCGACGGCGGCGGCGACCGGAACGGCCCGCCGAGUCACGUUGGGCCGCGGGACUGCGGGUACGCAGACCAGGAGGAGCCCAUCGACCUGAGCGUUGUGAAGUCCAGGCCUGAAGCGCAGACUGCGAGAGCGGCCGAGGCGCGCGCACAGGACCAAACGGACGCUCGGACGGACCCACGGACGGACGCUCGGGGUGAAGCCGAGAGGAGUGAAGAGCAGGAGGACGAUGACUCCUCUUCCGUUCCUGACCACGAGAAAACAAAAGGAGGGACCUUUCCGUCUUUCCAGCCUUUCCUUGGGAAUAUAGUGAUCACGGACAUUACUACAAACUGCCUCACGGUCACAUUCAAGGAAUACGUCACAGCGUAACCGAGUUCCGUAACAACUGUGCAAUUGUGAAAAUGUACAUAAGAUAUUUGUAUUUUCGGAUCUUUGAAUGUACAAAUGGACCCUUGGCGUUGCUUUUGUUUUUUCUAGUUUAAAUUUAGAAAGAAAAAAAAAUCCUUUAUUGCAUUAUUUGCAUAUUUUCUUAUAACUCUGUUAUUGCUGGAAAUCUCCAUUUUGCUAUUUCAAACUUAGGCCAAAUAAAUGUCUGAACUUUGAAGAUGCACUUAACUCUUGUAAAUCUUCUUCACUUGGAUGUCAUUUGAUCUCACACUCAACUGUCCGCAUCUCAGAACAUGUUAAACAAAUGUAGGCUUUAUGGAGAAGUUUGUCAAGAAGAAAAAUAAUUUAGAAACAUGUUAAAAUUCCACUGUGUGUGUGUGUGCGUGUGUGUGCGCAGAUGGACAGAUUUAAAGUAUGCAUGCUGUUUGGACAAAAAAUGCCAUUAGGCACGCUUAAACAAGCAGAUAAAGAAAAAUAAGCGCCUUUCUGUCAAUAGAUAUUUUGCGUUGUUGAAAGGAAAGAUGUGAUCAUUUUUAAAUGAAAUAUUAGUGGUUAAUGUUUAAUAUAUGCUCUUUUUAGUGUGUGUUUUUUUUUGUCUUGCAUCUCGAGAUCUGAUUACUGAGCACAAGUCACUUCCAUCAACACAGCAGACACACAACCCCGGGACUCUUUUAUGUUUUGUAGCUGGGACAACAAAAUGUUUUUCUGAAUGGGAUUGAAUGGACUUGUCCUGUGGUCUUGUUUGAGUAACUUUUGCGUCAUCGCGUUAAUGUGAAAGCACACAUAUUUCAACAAUCCCAUCUGUUCCCUUUGUCAUUCAUGCUCGCUCUCCUGUUUUCAAAUCCCUUCCAGCACCUUGUGACCUGAUGUGCAUUGAACUGCUCUGAGAACCACAAUCAGAUGCACUCUUGAUGUUUUGAGUGCAGACUAUAGAAGAAGAAAAAAAAAACGAAGACUUCCUAUGACAACUUUUGCAAUAAUAAAAUUGUUUGCAAAUUAUGUA